AUGUCUUCCACCAAGGCUGUCCUGUCCGCAAACCCCUACACCGAAAUACAUACGGUCCCCAGCCGCUGCAUCUGCACCGCGGAGUCCAAGACCGGGAACUACUGGGACGACGAGCCUCUCCGGGCGCAAAUCCUCAAGGCCCAGGAAAACCAACAGAAGGAGUGGUGGAUUCCCCGGCCCGGGCAUUCCCUGGAGCUGUGGGCGCAGCUGCUCUGCGACACGUUCGGGCUGGCCGGCGACGGAGAGGUCCUACCCGACAAGCUGGACGACACGCUGCCCGCGAACGUGGUGGCGGCGGAGAUCUACAACGCGCGGUACCCGUUGACCGGCAUCGUGCGAUACUUCCGGCUCUCGGAGUGCGUCCAGAGGCCCCUUUGGCGCUUGACGGACUGUGCGCUCGUGGUGAUCGAUCUGGUCCCCGGGAACCAUUCGGAGCUGGUGCGUGAGGCGUUCCCCGAGCGCGCGAGGACACUGGAUCGUCUCAUCUGGAACAGCACCCACAAGGAGGAGGAGCCAGAGGAGCAAGGCGAGGAGGAGCAUGAAGUGGAGAAGGAGCCGGUGAAGUCAUUCGUCGAAUACCCCUUCAUCCGCGUCUUCUGCGCCUGGGGCGACGAGGAGCGCUUGGACCCGUCGCUGGACGAGGUCAAGGAACUCGUCGCCCAGAUGGGGAUGAGGGACGAAGCGCGCAAGACGUGCCGGGCGUUCUUCCUCGCCAAGUGCUCCAGGGUCGGCGUUUACACGUGGGAUCGGAGUGUGGUUCAACACAGCCCGACGAAGGAUCCCGCCUCGCUGCCACUGCGCAUUCACCCGGAGCAAGGGGAUGAUCCCUUCCUUUGCCUGGUGGAUGACCGUGAGCGGGUGUCGAAGAUCGUGCAGCAGCUGUCGAGAGAGGUGCGUGCGAUCUGUAAGCUGGCGGCAUUCUGGACUGACGUAGCCGAGGGUGCAGAACAUCAUGCUUGCAUCGUCCCAGGCAAGAGUCUAUGCUCUGCCAAUCUGCACGGAGACUUGUCCAAGACAUGCUUUGUUUUCAAGCCAGUCGUGACUGAUAGCUUUCAGGGCUGCUUCUGGAGGUUUGGCUAG
Messenger RNA from Aspergillus uvarum CBS 121591, 1080 nucleotides. RefSeq lists its product as uncharacterized. Bases 1 to 1080 code for a protein of 359 amino acids. The record is from RefSeq and is a predicted model, not a curated record. The transcript is spliced from 2 exons. NCBI's taxonomy places the organism in Eukaryota, Fungi, Ascomycota, Eurotiomycetes, Eurotiales, Aspergillaceae.